AUGGAAGCAGCUCGGUGUGUGUAUGACGUCAUAUCCGCGCGCCGGAUCAAUUCCGGUGGCAACUUCACCGACACGAGGCAGCAAAGUUCGUUCCUCUUGUUGAGAGGAGAGCAGCAGCAGCUCAGCAGGAGCCAGAGCUCCCAGGUCCAGCUUCCUCAGCAGAUCAGAGCCAUCAGCACUAUCGCAUCUUUUCACUCAACUAAUCAUUUUGUGCAGCAGUCUCCGCCCCCUGCUCCAGCUGGUCAAUGCCCUGAGCUGGAGGACUGUGGCCUGGAGACCACUGCGGUCAAGAGGGGCUGCAUUUCCACCAAGGCCGCUCAGGUCAGCGGUGACACUGGUGGGUGGGGAACCAGUGUGGAUGGAGUUAACAUCUACAUCUGGGGUCUCCAGAAUGAGACCAUCCUCCUGAGUUGUGUGUUUCCAGUCUGCCCCAGGCCAGGUGCAGAGCCAGGAGGUGGAGGAUGCCAGGAACACUGCUUCCUCCUCCCACCAACCCCCCCCACCCCCCGGCUCCCCACCUGUCCUAACCCCCACCUCCAGGUGAAGGGUGCUUUCUUAUGUAAAAUGAGAGCAGCAGCAGCAGCGCCCUGCCGCCAUCUUGGAGCUGCAGCAGUAACCUGGUUCAUCCGUUCUGAUGAAGGAAUAGAGUGUGUGACAGCCAAGGCUGCCUUUAUUGUGGAGAGACUGCUCCUCUGGGUUGUGCUUCCAGGAAGCGCUCCUUGUUCCUACCCCCUGAGCUAAGGUAGUAACAUGUGGUUGCUGGGGUGAGGGGUGAUUCUGGGCAUCAAUAUGAUCCCACUCAAAUACAGCUGGGAGCAGCAGCAUCAGCACAUAUGCACACUGUGCUGGAUAUAGUUCAGGCACACGUAGAAAACACUGAAACAAACAAAAACACUAGAGUUAAAGCAUCCAUCUGGAACUACAUCCACUGCAUGUUCGGCAUCAGGUAUGACCAUUCUGAUUACGGGGAGAUAAAUCAGCUUUUGGACCGUAGCUUUAAGAUCUAUAUCAAGACUAUGUAGUGCAGCCCUGAGAAGACCACCAAACGAAUGUAUGAGAGUUUCUGGAGGCAGUUGCAGCACUCCGAAAAGGUCCACGUCAAUUUGCUGCUGAUGGAGGCACGGAUGCAGGCAGAACUGUUACACGCUCUGAGAGCGAUCACUCGCUAUGUGACAUGAAGGGCUUUUGGCGUUUACUACCCUAGCUCAGGGGGUAGGAACAAGGAGGGGGGACCACACAAAAGACAGGUUUAACCAUUUAUGAAAGUAAAUAAAGGUGUUAGUGUAGGUCAGUGGUGUAUGGGGUGCAUGAGGUGUGUGAAAGUGUACAUGGAUCAAAUUAAACUAACACUGGAGCAGGAGGCCAGAGGAGUCCAUGGAGCGCAGAGAGAGCAAGCCAUGUGCUCUGGUCCAAUUUAUAGGAGGCCCCUGCAGGUGUGAUACUCUCAGGUCCCCUUCCUGGAAGCACAAACCAGAGGAGCAGCCUCUCCACAAUAAAGG
Molecule: messenger RNA, 1499 nt
Organism: Cyprinodon tularosa
Lineage: Eukaryota; Metazoa; Chordata; Actinopteri; Cyprinodontiformes; Cyprinodontidae
Exons: 9
Coding region: 1-741 (246 amino acids)
Source: RefSeq, a predicted model, not a curated record